AUGGCGGCAACCGCCAACAUCAACCCGACACCGCAGUCGGUGACAAGCCUCGUUUCUAAACUGGGCGAUGCUGAUCCCGACUUCCGAUUCAUGUCACUGAACGACCUUUUGCACUUGUUGAAUAUAGCCAAACCCGAUUUUCUCCAGCAUGACUACAAUACUGCAGCUCGAGCGGUUGAUAGUAUCAUCAAGACGCUCGAUGACCAGAACGGCGAGGUGCAGAAUAUGGCUAUUAAAUGUGUUGCCCCCCUUGUUGGCAAAGUCCCUAUGGCUAUUAUCGCGCCCAUGAUUGACAAACUAUCUUCAAUGGUACUGAAGAACUCGGUCGACAAUGCCGUCACCUCACUCGCCCUUCGAUCUGUCAUAAUAGCUCUCCCUCGCCCAGUUCCAGGAAUUUCCACAACUCCUGAUGUUCAACAAUCGUAUGACGCUAUUCGGCGAGUUCUUAUUCCUCGUCUUAUAGGGCCGAAUGCGGCCACUCCAAGGCGACAGACGACCGAUAUAUCAUUACCCUCGGUACCUGCGGGUAUGCUGCAGGGAGACGACGCCAGUCCAGAAACCGUUGACGUCUUGAUAGAAGUAGUGCGGUGCUUCGGGCCCCUUCUCCAGUCUGUCGAGGUUGAAGCAAUGCAACACGUUGUUAUGCAGCUUCUUGAGAGCAAUAGACAUUCUUCUGUCGUUAAGAAGCGGGCAGUCGUUGCCAUCUCUAUGCUUGCUGUCUACCUAGCGGAUGAGCACCUACGAGACGUUAUUCAAAGGCUGGCUUUCAGGCUUUCUGACCCUGGCACCGGUGAUGUUUCGCGACGUCUCUACAUUUCCAUUAUAGGAAGUAUGGCUCGUUCUAUUCCCAUUCGCUUUGGGCCGCACAUUGCCAGUACUGUACCACUUAUGCUCAAAGCACUCUCUGAAGAAGAGCUUCAAGAUCACCUGGAAAGGCUCAGUGACGGAGAAGAUAUUGGUAUCGAAUUUAAUGAAGUUCGGGAGGCAGCCCUGGUAUCAGUUGAGGCGUUUCUUGCUUCGUGUCCCCAAGAAAUGCGUCCGUUCACCGACGAUAUCAUUGCGGCCACACUCCGAUACCUCAAGUAUGACCCCAACUAUGCGGUUGACGAGGAAGACGACGAUGUUGAUAUGGAUGAGGAUGAAGACCAAGAGGAUGAAGAUGAUGGAUUUGAUGCCGAUGAUGGAUUUGAAGAUGACGACGAUGACGCCAGUUGGAAGGUCCGACGAUGUGCUGCCAAGGCCCUAUAUACCCUCAUAUCAACCCGUGGCAGCGGAGACCUCCUGGAUAAUGGCGUCUUGUAUAGCCAGGCGGCCCCUUCUCUCAUUAAGCGCAUCGAUGAACGCGAAGAAAAUGUCAGGCUGGAAGUUAUUUCGGCCUUAGCACUUCUUAUUCGUAAGACCGGCGAGGGCUUACAUGUGGCUAAUUUUUCCUUGGACGAUUUAGAUCCUCCUAUCGCAGCACCCGCGCCACUUAACCGCAAGCGUCGGAGACAGAGCAGCGCUGGAACUGCAACGACAGUUUCGCAGUUCAUGGCGGGCUCCGGUCUCACGUCACCGGUUCUGGAGAGGGUGCCUACUACUGGCCCUCGCGCGGACUUGGCACAACUUACACCUGGCAUAGUCAAGGCAUCCAUCAAGCAACUAAAAGGCAAAACUGUGCCUACAAAGCAGUCUAUUAUCAACCUUUUGGAUGACAUUGUAUUGGUGCAGCGAGGGGGCUUGGCUUCAUUCUUCCCAGAUCUUGUCGGCUCGGUUCUUGAUGCUGCAAAGUCCACUGGACACGGAGCCACAGUUUCAUCAUUGGCUUCUGCCGGGGGUUCUGCAUCUGCAACGCUUAGCACACUUCGUAUCGCAACAUUACGACUGAUUAGCGACAUCUCAAAGACGCACUCGUCGUCAGUCCUCCAGCCCUAUCUUACGAGUAUCGUUGCUGGAGUUAUUAAUGCAGUACAUGAUCGGUUUUACAAGAUUUCUAGUGAAGCCAUUAGAACUGCUGAAGAGCUUGUGAAGACCAUUACUCCUCCACGUUCCCGAAACUCGGGCUCUAAGUUCAAGGCCGAACUAGAAUCACUCUAUGAAGUCCUCAUGGACAAGGGCUCAGCAAACGAUGCUGAUGCUGAAGUUCGCCAACGAGCCAUUCAUGCACUAGGCGCUUUAAUCUCGAGGACUUUCGGCGAUGGCUCCAAUCUUUUGUCUGCAGAUAAGCGGAUGAAGGCUCUGAACAUCUUACGUGAAAGGUUGAAGAACGAAACUACUCGACUUGCUGCGGUGCGUGCUGUGGAUAAUGUGGCGGCAUUCGCAUCAAGCCCAGGUGAACUCGAGAGAGGUUGGAUCCAGGAUGUUGCACUUGAACUGUCAGCCCAACUUCGCAAAGCGAAUCGAUCUCUGCGGGGCUCAAGUGUUAAUGCUUUGAAACAUCUAAUCCUGUCAAAAGCCUCUCAGGGUCAACUUGAGAAGCAGACAGUUGAUGGCGUUGUUUCUGCAUUAAUGCCAGCCGUUACAAAUAGCGACACGCAUCUGCUUGGACCGGCUCUGGUUAUACUUGCCAGUUUAACACCGUCACAUGCCGAUGUCACAGUGUCUAAGGAUAUGGUUGCCGCUCUUUGCCAGCUCUUGAAGUCCCACUUUGCUGGGAUCGCUUUAGAUCAGCUCCUGGAGUUUGUGGCCAGGAUUGGUGAAAGUGGUGCCAGCCAGACGCUCAUGCAAGGGCUACUUAAGGAUGUUAGUAUCUCCGGUGACCCUUCCGUGGUUGGCAAAGUUAUCGGCACAUUGCUUGUCACAGGUGACACUUCAGCAGGGGUUUCUGUUGAUAGUUUCAUCUCUGAGCUGGAAAACAGCUCCAAGACUGGUGAUGAGGCUCGGGUUAGUCUUGCCCUCGCAGUCCUUGGAGAAACUGGCAUGCGACUCGGAUCAUCAUCACCAAUGAGACCAGACUUGUUCUUGCGCCAAUUUCAUUCAGAACCCGAUAAAGUAUCUCUUGCAGCCGCCAUUGCACUUGGUCGCGCUGGAUCAGGCAACGCCUCAGAGUUCCUGCCUGUUAUUUUGGAAAAUAUGCAAGCGGGAGGGAACACUCAGUAUCUUCUUAUCCAGUCUAUCAAGGAGAUCCUUCUAUCCAUUGCCGUCCAAUCUGUCGACAUACGAGAAUACGCCGUCCCUAUCUGGGAUCAAUUACGCAAGGCCUCAGAAACUGCCGACAACAGAGUUGUCUGUGCUGAAUGUGUAGGGCGGCUGGUGAUCCUUGACCCCAGCUCUUUUAUGACCAAGCUUCAGGCGUUACUCAAGGACACAUCAUCAGGCAUUCGAGGCAUGGCCGUGCAAGCCGUCCGCUACGCUCUCCCUGAGAGCGAUGAAGCAUUUGAUAAUGAGCUGAAGAACUAUCUGAUCGACAUGCUUCUGGUAAUGUUGCAAGAUACGGACACAGAAAUUCGGAGACUAGCCAUGUCAACCCUCAACUCUGCGGCACACAACAAGCCUGACCUUAUUCUGCCACAUCUUGGUGAGCUCAUGCCGUUUGUGCUGGGCGAAUCAAUAAUUAAACCUGAACUCGUCAAGGAGGUCAUGUUGGGCCCAUUCAAACAUACUGUGGAUGACGGUCUGGAAGUCCGAAAGAGCGCCUACGAGACUUUGUACGCCCUCAUGGAGACCGCGUUUACGCGGAUCAACAAUAUUGACUUUUAUGAUCGCGUUGUGGCCGGUUUAAAGGACGACAAUGACAUCCGACAGCUCUGCAAUCUCAUGGUCUCGAAACUCAUUGUCAUUGAUCCGGACGAGACAGCCCGGAGACUUGACUCUAUUGCUGAAGCAUAUCGAGGAGUAUUAUCUAUCAAACUCAAAGAUAAUGCUGUUAAACAAGAUGUUGAGAAGCAAGAAGAGGCUAACAAGAGUGUGCUGAGGGUCACAUUAUUACUUGGAGACAAGAUGAAGGCCAUGACUGGCAAUGCCGGUGCUGUUACUAGCAAUGCUGGGGCAGCUGGUAUAUGGACCUCAUACUGGGAAUGGGCAAACAAGGAAUUCGAGAAGCAGCUGAAGGGCUUGAGAGAGGAGAGCAAGGAGCUUCAGUCCCGAAUGGUGUAA
Metarhizium brunneum ARSEF 3297 is the source of this 4074-nucleotide messenger RNA. The record is from RefSeq and is a predicted model, not a curated record. NCBI's taxonomy places the organism in Eukaryota, Fungi, Ascomycota, Sordariomycetes, Hypocreales, Clavicipitaceae.